Molecule: messenger RNA, 2957 nt
Organism: Heterobasidion irregulare TC 32-1
Lineage: Eukaryota; Fungi; Basidiomycota; Agaricomycetes; Russulales; Bondarzewiaceae
Exons: 10
Coding region: 1-2811 (936 amino acids)
Biological process (GO): mitotic G2 DNA damage checkpoint signaling; DNA replication initiation; mitotic DNA replication checkpoint signaling
Source: RefSeq, a predicted model, not a curated record
AUGGUGGACGACGAGGACGACGAUGAGCGCGCUGUCCUGGUCAACGUCAAAUAUGCCUCGGGGUCCUUCGACGCGCUCCACGUGACUGACACUCGACGAUCGACUGGUUUGGUUUCUCGCCUCCUCACCGUCCUCUACGACGCUGCAGCCUUGGUCCCUAAUGUGAAGCUUCGUCCCGCGCAACCCCAAGGCUCGUCGUCCUACCGGCAGGACUCAUCCGCGCUCGCCGACGAGCUGUCCCCCUUUUCCAAUGACAUAAAUUGCAGCUUCAUAGACACAUGCCCGCGUCCAUUCGCCGGCGUCCAUCUAUGUGCCACAGGGGUGGAUAAGUCUCCGUUGUUCGCGAAUGCCGGAGAGAUGGGCGCGAAUACGACGUCGGAUUUUACGGAUAGAGUGACGCAUCUGAUCGCGCAGAGCCAUGGUAGCGCGAAGUAUAUGAGCCUCGAGCAACACCGCCUCCCGGUGUUCUCUGGUGUCGUCCUCACCGUCUCCGGCAUCGAUGAUAUCGAGCGGCGGACGGACAUCAACCGAUUACUAACGCGACAAGAGGGCACUUACGUGAAGAACCUCGAGCGACCCGUCCGCGUCACUCAUCUGCUGUGCUCAGGUGACGUCGAGACGGACAAGAUGCGGUACGCGAAGAAGUUCAACGCAAAAGGCGAGGCAGCCAUCCACCUGGUGUGGGAAGAGUGGUUCUGGGACUCGCUGCGAUUCGGCGGCAGAUUUGACGAGUCUGAUUAUCGAGUGGACAAACCGCGCCCGGAACGCAGACAAGCACCCGAAAUUUCAGCCACCCCCGUUGUCACCGUCACAGCAUCGCAGUCAUUAUCCGCAGACGUUUCAGCCCCGGCUGCCAAGUCACAUGCAAAUACCAAUGGUGAGCAGGACGAAGAAGAGAUCGCGACCGCGCGCCGCGUUCCCGCAGUCACACUCCAGGUAUGGGAAAGUUUGUUGGGUCCCAGAGGAUACAAGCGUGUCGGAGGGCAGCUUGUGAGAACAGAGGGCGCCUCUGGAGGUAUCCAGCCCGGGAAUGAAGGACCCUUAGACACAGGCAAAGGCAAAGGCAAAGCCGCCGAGGCUCCCAGCCAAGGUCGAAACACCGGCCAAGUGCACGCCGCAGGACGAAUGCCGGACGUCGAGCUCAAGGCGCACAGCGCACUUCGGACAUUCACCCGCUCAAAUUCGUUCGCGCCGACCCGCGCCGAGCCUGUGCCCUCGCGACGGCCCUUUCGCAAGGUCGCGACGUCUUCCCUGGCCCCGCGUGCGCCGUCUCCGCAGCCUGACGACGGCGGCUCCGGAGACGGCUCGUCGGCCGCGGCCCAGGUCUUUGCUGGAAUGAAGUUCCGGGCGCGUGGGGAGGCCCGAUCUGCCAGCGUCCGCGAAGCGGUGGAAGGCUGUGGUGGGCGAUGGGUCGAGGGACAAGAGAUCGACGACCCCGAUGAUGUCGACUUCGUCCUCGUCCGCCUCGUCAGCGGGAGCAAGCUGUACCGCGAGGAGGCGGACGAGAAUAUGCGCAGAAAGUAUAGAACCGAAUGCUGGCUCGAGGGCUGUCUUGCCCGCGAGCGGGUCUGUGGGCUCAGCGAACAUAUCACCUUUGCCCCGCUUGAAGUCGAGACUCCCGUGAUAGGCGCAGAGGGGAUAACCAUGAGUCCGUCCGGCCUUGACUUGGCAGAAGACAUGUGGGUCAAAAGGCUUGCACGAGCAUUGGGCAUAGUUCAUGCACCGACGUUUAGCCGAGCGUCCACCCAUCUCCUGUGCCCGUCGAAACAGGGCGCAAAGUUUGAUAAAGCAUCAGAGUGGGGCACUCCUGUCAUUGGCUUGACAUGGCUCGAGGAGAUGGCUCGCACAGGAGCCAUUCCGCCGUUGGCUGAUUACUUGAUCUCUGGUAAAAUAAACGAUCCAAAGGGAAAGGGGAAAGCAAAGGAGAACAUUGAAAUGGUGGACAUCACGAAUGAUUUCCAGCAUGCUAUGUCCGUCGAGGCUCCCUCGAAGACUUCUCCUACAAAGCGUCCGAUACCGACCACACGCAAAAUGGUACCACCAAAAGAGGGCGGCGCGCCUGAAACAUUUGGCCCUCCUAAAAUUCUUCUACAUGGCUAUCAUGCUCCGAAGAUCGCCACGCCCCCAACAUCUCCUCCCCGCAGUCGAUCGCCAACAGUACCCCGCUCUCCUUCAGUCCCCUCAUCAACAGCCGCUAGCAUGUCAAUGCUAUAUCGCGAUCACGACCCUGACCCCGACCCCGACCCUAACCCUUCUUUAAAACCUACACAGCCUGAAGACCGCAAUGUCCCAUCAUCAUCCACGCCGUCACCUAUGAAAAUUCCUACUGAUGCUCCCAGCCGAAGAGCAAUAUUGGGGGUUUCGGACGAGGCGGCGCGCGCGCUCCAGGAGAGCCUGGCAUCGCUCCUGGGGAAGCGAGCUUCGACCGAGGAUGCAGAUAGCGCUCCCGUACCUGCGCGGAGUAAGCGACCGAGGCCACGAUCCAAGCCUCAGACCCGCCAUAACUCCGGCACUGAUGAGGAUGUGAACAUGCUUGACGCGGGCAUACCUCCCCCGGACAUGUACGACCCCGCCAUGGUGUCGUACGCGUGCGACGAGAUGGCGAUGUUGGCCGGUGUGGGCGAGUCUAUAGAGGAGCGCCAGGAGGGCGCGUUUGUAACGUACGAGGACCCUUCGCAGCGGGCGGAGCGGAAGAAAUUGAUGAAGUUGCUGGGUAAUAUAGACGAGUUGGAUGGCAGUGAUCAUAGCGCGGUCAUGGGUAAAGGAGAGGAGGCAGGCAGGAAGAGAAGCACACGGAUUGCGGGAUUUUAGGCGGUGUUUUGGUUGGGAUCUCCUCAUUGCAUGUAGCAUUAUAUCCUGGGCCGGCGACGGAUCUGUUCUAUACUACACUUGUGUAUGCCUUACGUUCUAUGUCUGCAUCCCCUUCCUUGGGUUUUGAUUUUAUUGCAUCUGUUGUU